This is a messenger RNA of Dromaius novaehollandiae (emu), 7018 nucleotides long. RefSeq names its product REV1 DNA directed polymerase (gene REV1). Lineage: Eukaryota; Metazoa; Chordata; Aves; Casuariiformes; Dromaiidae. The transcript is spliced from 24 exons. Gene Ontology annotation, biological process: error-free translesion synthesis; error-prone translesion synthesis. Gene Ontology annotation, molecular function: deoxycytidyl transferase activity; damaged DNA binding; DNA-directed DNA polymerase activity. The record is from RefSeq and is a predicted model, not a curated record. Bases 244 to 4080 code for a protein of 1278 amino acids. Gene Ontology annotation, cellular component: nucleus.
CUCUCGUGACGCGCUCGCAGGAAGGGCGGGAGGAGGAGGGGCUGCUGUGGGGACACCGAGAGGGGGAGGAGGCGAGGAAGGAAGGAAGGGAGAGCGAGCGCGGCCAGGGCUGAGUGAGCCGUGGGGAGGAGGAAGAAGGCGGGGAGGAGGCGGUGGCUGUGCGCGUCCGUGCCGGCGGGGGGAGCCGCGAUGUGAAGCCCCCACACGGCCCGGCAGGGCAGGCGGCGGCGGCGGCACCCGGGAAUGUGCGUCUGGGACGCGGCGAAAGAGAUCCUGAAAAAUACUUCUGAAGCUUGUCUUUUCAGAAGCUUCAGUAUGAGGCGGGGUGGAUGGAGAAAACGGGCUGGCGAUGGCGAUGGCUGGGGAAUAUGGGGAGGCUACAUGUCUGCAAAGGUUAAGAAACUGGAGGAUCAAUUCCGGUCAGAUUCAUCUGUUCAGCACCAGAGGGAUGGAAAUUCAUCAAGUAUCUUUAGUGGAGUUGCUAUCUACGUCAAUGGCUUUACAGAUCCCUCAGCUGAUGAAUUAAGGAGGCUAAUGAUGUUGCAUGGAGGCCAAUACCAUAUGUAUUAUUCCAGAUCCAAAACAACACACAUCAUUGCCACAAAUCUUCCAAAUGCCAAAAUAAAAGAACUGAAAGGAGAAAAAGUAGUUCGACCAGAGUGGAUCGUGGAGAGCAUUAAAGCUGGACGUCUUCUCUCGCACAUUCCGUAUCAGCUUUACACCAAGCAAUCAAGUGUUCAAAAAGGUCUCAACUUCAAUACCGUAUGCAAACCUGAAGAUGCUGUGCCAGGUCCAAGCAAUAUAGCUAAAGAUCUCAACAGGGUAAAUUUUAUUAAGAAGUGUGAGAUAGAGAGUGAGAUCACACCCAAUGGAAUGAGUAGCUGGAAUGAAGAGGAAGAAGAAAGUGACAAUUCUGGAUUUAUGGAGCUGGAGCAGAUUCUUCCUGAAAGGAAACAAAAUGGGAUUCAGCCUCACAAAGACAGCACUGCCAUUUUUAAUGGACACACACACAUUUCUACCAGUGCCUUAAAGACACAGGAUUGCUUGGUACCGUCCAGCAACAGUGUUGCAAGUAGAUGCUCUCCAGGCCCUGUGCAGGAGGAGGGGAAGACUGAAAAAGGCAUGGUUGACUUCAGAGACUGCACAGCGCAGCAGUUGCAGCAAAGCAACAAAAAUACAGACUUUUCGUGGAAUCCACACAGGACUAUGAGUAAUUCAUCCUCAUCUUCAUCUUUGCACAGUAAUACUAAAAUAAAUGGUGCUCACCACUCCACUGUUCAGGGGCCUUCAAGCACAAAAAGCACUUCUGUACCUACUUCUAGCAAGGCAGCUUCCUCACCUGUGUCCAGACCUUCAGAUUGUAGUUUUAUUUCUGACUUUUAUUCAUAUUCAAGGCUGCAUCAUAUAGCAACAUGGAAGUGUGAAUUGACAGAGUUUGUCAACAGCCUGCAAAGAAAAAACAGUGGUGUCUUUCCAGGAAGGGAAAAAUUAAAAAAAUGGAAAGCAGGCAGGUCCACAUUUAAAACUGACACAGGUAAUGUGUCUGUUUCGAGCUUGGCCAAGCCACAGAGCUGUAUAAUGCACGUGGAUAUGGAUUGCUUCUUUGUGUCUGUAGCUAUCCGAAAUAGACCAGACCUCAAAGGAAAACCAGUAGCUGUUACUAGCAACAGAGGUGCAGGAAAGGCACCACUGCGCCCUGGUGCAAACCCCCAGCUUGAAUGGCAGUAUUACCAGAAUAAGCUAUUGAAUGGCAAAACAGCAGAAAUCAGAGUUCCUGAUAAGCUGGACUCAUCAGUCUGGGAGCAUCCAGAUUCCACACAUAGGAAUGGAGCUGACAUGGAUCUCACUGUUCUGUCCAUGGCUGAAAUUGCCUCUUGUAGUUAUGAAGCCAGACAAGUUGGCAUAAAGAACGGAAUGUUUUUUGGCCAAGCAAAAAAGUUGUGUCCGAAUCUUCAAGCAGUUUCAUAUGAUUUUAAUUCAUACAAAGAAGUUGCACGGACCGUAUAUGAAAUACUAGCAAGCUAUACUCAUAACAUCGAAGCAGUCAGUUGUGAUGAAGCACUAGUAGAUAUCACUGAAAUCCUUACAGAGACCAGAUUGACUCCUGAUGAAUUUGCAAAUGCUAUACGCACCGAAAUCAAAGCCCAAACUAAAUGCGCUGCCUCUGUUGGGAUGGGUUCCAAUAUUCUGCUGGCCAGAAUGGCAACUCGUAAAGCAAAACCAGAUGGACAGUAUCACUUAAAACCAGAAGAAGUGGAUGAUUUUAUCAGAGGUCAACUUGUUACCAGUCUUCCAGGAGUUGGUAGGUCAAUGGAAUCCAAGCUGGUUUCUUUGGGAAUUAAAACCUGUGGAGAUCUACAGUGUGCUUCAAUGUCAAAACUGCAGAAAGAAUUUGGUCCAAAAACAGGACAAAUGCUUUACAGAUUUUGUCGUGGUUUGGAUGAUCGACCUGUUCGAACAGAAAAACAAAGAAAAUCUGUUUCAGCAGAAAUAAACUAUGGAAUAAGGUUUACACAGCCUAAGGAAGCAGAAGCUUUCCUUCUGAGCCUCUCAGAAGAAAUCCAACGUAGACUUGAAGCUGCUGGUAUGAAGGGUAAACGAUUGACUCUUAAAAUUAUGGUCAGAAAGGCUGGGGCACCAAUGGAGCCUGCAAAAUACGGAGGUCAUGGAAUCUGUGAUAAUAUUGCCAGGACUGUCACUCUAGACCAUGCAACAGACAGUGCAAAAAUAAUUGGGAAAGAAACUCUAAACAUGUUUCACACAAUGAAACUGAACAUAUCAGAUAUGCGAGGGGUUGGAAUUCAGGUACAGCAGUUAGUUCCUAUCAAUAAAACUACUUCAGCUCACUCAACAAUACGAUCUGGACAGUUACCUGGUGGAUCGCAUUCAGUCAUUGAUCUUUUUCAUGUUCAGAAAGCAAAAAAGUGCUCAGAAGAAGAACAUAAGGAAGUAUUUGUGGCUGCUAUGGACCUUGAAAUAUCGUCUGAUUCAAGAACUUGCACUUUUCUUCCAUCUCGCGGUACUCAUCUUGCAUCUGGUCUCAAUUCUAAUGUUAACAAGACUGAAUCUGCUGUCAAAUGGAAUGGCUUACAUUCUCCUAUCAGCGUAAAAUCCAGGCUUAAUUUGAGUAUUGAGGUUCCAUCUGCUUCCCAGCUAGAUAAGUCUGUACUGGAAGCUCUGCCACCUGAUCUCCGAGAACAAGUAGAGCAAAUAUACACCAUUCAGCAGGGCGAAACUUACGGAGAUAGUAAAAAAGAGCCAGUAAAUGGAUGUAACGCUGCACUUCUAUCACAACCAGUUGGAACUGUGCUUUUGCAAAUACCAGAGCUCCAAGAGCCAAAUGCCAAUACAGGAAUUAAUGUAAUAGCCCUGCCAGCAUUCUCACAGGUGGACCCUGAGGUUUUUGCUGCACUACCUGCUGAGUUGCAAGCAGAGCUGAAAGAUGCAUAUGAUCAAAGGCAAAAGCAAUCAGAGCAGCAACCUGCUAACACCUUUGUAUCAAAAAAUCCUUUACUACACUUGAAGCAUGUGACAAUGAAAAGUAAGAAAAAAAUAAGGAAAAAAAGUCCAGCUAGUCCUUUAAAAAAGAUUCAGAGUCCUUUGAAAAACAAACUCAUUGGUAGCCCUGCAAAAAACAUGCCAACUACAUCUGGAAGCCCACAGAAGCUCAUAGAUGGUUUCUUGAAACAGGAAGGAGCAACUAUUCAGUCAGAAGCAGUUCCAUCAACUUCAGGUUCUUCAGGGCCGUCAGCUCUGCCGACUGAGCAACCUGGUUCAUUUAGGCCACAGGCGCCCAACCUAGCUGGAGCUGUUGAAUUCAAUGAUGUAAAGACAUUGUUGAAAGAAUGGAUUACAACUAUUUCAGAUCCCAUGGAAGAAGACAUUCUACAGGUUGUGAAGUAUUGUACUGAUCUAAUAGAAGAAAAAGAUUUGGAAAAGUUAGAUCUGGUCGUUAAGUACAUGAAAAGGUUAAUGCAGUCAUCUGUAGAAUCAGUUUGGAAUAUGGCAUUUGACUUCAUUCUUGACAAUGUUCAGGUAGUUUUACAACAAACUUAUGGAAGCACAUUAAAAGUUAUCUGAACUUGUAGUAAAGAAAGAGCUUGAUGAGAGCCUGGAGCUCUCUGCUAGCUGUGCCAUAAGUGCUUGUGAGGUAUUUGCAAAGUGCAUGAUAGUAAAGCCCUGAGUUUUUAUAAUUUCAAAUUUCUUUUUAAACAACAAAGUGUUUUGUACAUUUCUUUUCAGAAAGUGCCAAAUUUGUCAGUAUUGCAUGUAAAUAAUUGUGUUAAAAUUCUUUUAUUGUAGUAUAGAAUCUAUUUACAAAAUGUUUGUUUAUAAAGUUUUAUGGAUUUUUACAGUGAAGUGUUUACAGUUGUUUAAUAAAGAACUGUAUGUAUAUUUUUGUACUCAUUCUAUUUUGUCAUGCUUCAGUUUGAAUAUAGCUAACCCCUUUUAUUAAAGCUGUAGCUUUGACUCAUUUUACUAAGUUCUACACAAUGACACUGUCUCAACAUUUGUAGGAGUCUCUGCUGUAUGUUUCUCUGACUAUGGUUUGUUUCUUGCUCCACUACCUUUAGCACAGAUUUUAAGCAAAGGGAAGAAUAUUAGCUCAUUCUCUGUUACAGUCUUCAGAGACUGAAACCUGUGUGGCCCAGCCACUCCCAAAGCACAGUGGCAGCUGAAGCAUAAUUGCUCUCUGGAAUCCCAGCUCUGCAUAUUCAGGUGUACAGUUCUCGCAGUUCUCUCUAGAGAUGUGUGCUGGUAGAAGAAAACAACUUUUCAAAACAUAUCUUUAUAUCUUAUCUGAAUUAAUUUGUCUAAGUUUCUACUAGUUACAGCUUUGGUCUUUCACAGCACUUUUUUUUGACCACUACUUUUGAGGGUGUUUUUUUGUUGUUUUUUGGGGAUUUUUUUUUUUAGACUUGCAUGCUAACUGCUCAUAUAGAGAAAUAUUUGCUGAAUUUCAGCAAAGUAUAUUACCAGCUAGGUUUCAGGUGCGUUACUCUGGUUUUGAGUGCUGCUCAAGACUUGCUUGAAACUUAGCAUCUUUCUUGGAUGGUGGUCAUGUUGAUCAGGGGAUGUUCCAGAGGAGUAGAAGAGAGCAGAUAUCACCCCUGCCUUUAAAAGGGCAAGGAGGAGGAUCAGGGGUGCUACAGGCUGGUUAGCCUCACCUCAAUCCAUGGGAAGGUGAUGGAGCAGCUAAUCCUGGACACUACUUUCAGACAUGCAAAGGACAGGAAGGUGAUUAGGAAGUAGUCAGCAUGGAUUUAUAAAGGGAACUCAUACUUAACCAACCUCAUUGAUAGCCUUCUAUGUUAGGAGUACUGGCUUGGUGGAUAAAGGGGAGGGCAGUGGAUGUUGUCUACCUUGUCUUCUAUAACAUUGUUAUAGCCAAGCUGAUGAAGUACAGGCUAGCUAUGGCUCAGAGGCCACAAAGUCCAGCUGGAGGCUGGUCCCACUGGCAUCCCCCCAGGGGUCAACACUGGGGCCAGCACUGCUUCACAUCUUCAUUAUUGACCUGGAUGACAGGACUGAAUGCACCCUCAACAAGUUCACUGGUGACAAAAAAACUGGGAGGGGGGGCUGACACACCAGAGGGUUAUGCUGCCAUUCAGAGGGACCUCAACAGGCUGGAGAGAUGGGCAGAGUGAAAGCAUGAAGUUCAACAAGGGGAAGUGCAGAGUCCUGGACCCAGGGAGGAAUAACCCCAUGCAGCAGUACAGGCUGGGUGCUAGUGAGCUCAAGAGCAGCAUUACAGAGAAGGACCUGGAAGUCCUGGCAGAUGAGGCUAGCAGCAUGCCCUAAUGGCAAAGGAGGCUGACAGCAGCAUCCUGGCUGCAUUAGACAGAGCAGUGCCAGCAGGUUGAAGGAAGUGAUCCUUGGUGAGGCCACACCUGGAGUGCUGGGUCCAGGUCUGGGCUCCACAGUACAAGGAAAAUGUGGACCUACUGGAGCAAAUCCAGCAAAGAGCCACAAAGAUGAUUAAGGAUGUGGAGCACUUGUCACAGGAGGAGAGGUUGAGGAAGCCAUGAUUGUUCAGCCUAGAAUAUACAGCAACAUGUAUAAAUACUUGAUGGGAGAGGGUUAAGAAAACAGAGCCAGGCUCUUCUCAGUGGCAUCCAGCAACCAGGCAAGAGACAGUAGGCACAAACCAAAAAAGAAAAUUCCCUCUGAACACAAGAAAACACUUUUUUACUGUGACAAGUGGUUGAACACUUGAACAGGUUUCCUAGAGAGGUUGUGGAGUCUCCAUCGUUGGAGGUACAGAAAAUCCAACUGGAGGCAGUUCUGGGCAGCUUGCUCUCAGCAACCCUCCUCAAGUGAAGGUGGGGGGGUAGACAGGGGAAGGGGGAUGAUUUCAGAGGUCCCUUCCAGCCUCAACUAAUGCACAAUUUUGUGAUCCUAAAAAAAUAAAAAAAGGAUUACUUAACUGCAGAAACCAGAAUUUUACAGGCUGCUCAGCAUUAGGUAUUUUCAUUCUCCCUUCAUGCUCUCUGCUUCAAGCCCUCAGAUAUUUUAUUCAAGUUCUCUCUUCCUUAAAACCUUCUAGUGAAGGUGUUUUGCAAGUUUCACAAUAGCAUCUUCAAAAAAAAAGAAAAAAAAGGAAAAAAAAAAAAAAAAGAGGAAAGCAGCACAGGGAUGUUGACCUGGAAAAAGAACCCUUCCAUACUCAAGGAAACAAGAAUACAGUACAACCACAUUAUUUGACAUCUCUGUUCUUAACUUAAGAACUCAUUUUAUUAGUGUAGCUUUCAUGAUUGCAUAGUUUGCAAAAGAAAAUUAUAACAAUUAAAUGCAGUCUCAUCACUUUGACACUCAAGAUCAUUCUAUCCUAAAUCACUGACAUGCCCAGUGAUAUGAAUUUACACCACACUCAAACCAUACUGAAAAGGUCCUUUUCAAUGGUCUGUUUAAAGUCUAACAAAAGUUUCUUGGUAACUCCAUUGCCAAGAGGCCACAGUUGCAAAGUAUUUGUGAGAGGCCAUACAAACCAGAUAAAAAAAAAAAAAAAAAAAGAAAA